AUGGAUCGAAAAUAUUUAUCACAACGAUCGCUUCCUCCAUUAGUUGAAGGUAAAGUUCACGGUUAUCUAGAUUUAACAAUUGAUAAGAUUGUUUGGACUCGUAGGAGUCCUGGAAGUGUCACAGUUGUUGCUUGUUGCCCCUCAGAAACAACCAAGGACACCAGAGACAACACCGAGACAUACUCCAUAAAAACAAAUUUUGAGUUAUUCAAAGAAUAUCUAAAAAACGCAGAAUCUCUGUCACUGUCAGUGCUUUCAAAAAAAACUCAGCAGUCUAUCGGAACAGCUAGUGUUACAAACCUCCUAGAAAUAUUUUCAGGCAAACUAGUAACCUCUGUAUCAAUUUACAGUCCCACUGGGUUAAAGCUCGGAGAAAUAAACAUUUGUUUGCAAUUAUCUCGCCCUCAAAAAAAUAAACCAAGAAAACGAGAAAAAAUGCCGGAGAUAGAAAAAAUUUCUUCAGUCCGUUCUAUUUAUUUUUCGGAAAUAAAUUCCGAUCUUGAUUCUCCAAGACUAACCUCCGAUAAUUACCGUUCAAUUUUACGUGAAAAGCGCACGAAUUUAGAAAACAAAAAGAAUCCCUUGGAUUUAACAGACAGAUUAGUAGCUCAGGUCGUAGCUCGCGCGAGGAAAUUACGCGGAGCUCUGUCUAACGAUUCAAGCGACCCGCUGGCUCUGAGCGACUCUACAAUCGACAGUUACCGGUCUGACGAGUCAGCGGAGAAAGAAGCUGCGCUUUACAAAUAUCUAAUGGGUUCUUCUAUGAGCCGCAGGAAAGAAAAAAAAGCCUUAGAGACACUGAGAACUCAAUCACCGACUCCCAGCUUGAUUGACUUUGCCGUCGAGACAAUAAGGUCUUGCAAUGAGAAUCAUCCCCCUCAAAGUACAGAUCUAGACAAUAAUAAUCAAUAUCUAACUUCGAUUCCAAAAGAAGAGUCCUCUGAAUCAACAACAGCCAACAGAUGGAGCGUCCAGCGGAAAGAAGCUAGUCCAAUUGACUAUGUAGACAGUGUGAGGAUAGUAGUUGACUCUCUGAAACUUACACCAGCGGGUUUCCGACGAGUUAAGUCUUCCUGUCUAUCAAAGAGCGAUUUUCCCGUCUCAGUAACUUACUUUGUCCAGUACGACCCUAGUUUUUUAACAAUCAAGAAGGUUAAUAAGAAAACAAGCUGUGAAAACAAGCCGGUUAAAAUGUGCUCGAAGCAGCAAGAAGAAGAGAAUGUUUACUUCAACCACGAAGCGGUUUAUAAUUUACCCAAGAGUUACUUACGCAUGGAGGUCCCUUUGAGGUUCAAGGUUUUUAAUCGGCACCUCAAUCAACGAACUCCAGCUGAAUUGGGAAUUUGCUCGAUGUACAUCAGCGACGCAGCGCGUUCGUCAACACUAGGCACCACCCAGCGACUCGCCGUUGUUAAAAAGGGAAUAAAAAUAGGCGAACUGAAGGUCAGUGUCGAGCUCGGCUGUGACAAAACUCACUUUGGCAAACAAUUUGUUGAAGCUGUUACUUCUACGAAGGAAAACAUUCCUGUGCUUGAGCUUUCGCCUAAUUUUGCAAGCUCUAGAUAUAAAACUGCUACGGGAGAUAGCAAGUCCAGCAGAGCUACUAGUGCUCCUGAGAAGAAAGAAAGUCUUAGCUGGGGUGGUAAUAAUAAUUGUAAUUAUAAUAAUAUUGAUAGAAAUAUUGAAAAAAAAAGGAGUGUUGAGGUUGAAGAUGUUCCGAGAUUUUCAACUGAAAACACUUUGUUACACGGGUUGAUUUACAUCAGCGACGGCAGAGAUCUUCCGGAUGUUAGUACGUACUUAAUUUGCCGUACUUUUUGGAGGGAGGAUCGCUCGGUUAGUAAAGUAUGCACGGGAAGAAAUCCUUAUUACAAUUUUUAUCAGUUAGUACCGCUGAUUCACAACCUAGAGCUUUUAGAGCGGACUAAAGACAACUGUAUUAUCACGGAAGUUUACUCCAAAAAUGCAACAGAUGAUUCUUUGAUUGGAAUUGCUAAAUUGCCGGUUCAUCAGUUGUAUGUUGCUUAUCGCGAUCCGCUUGUUUUGCAGCAUCUUCUGAGGGCUAAGUAUCCUGUUAUAAGUGUCGACGGGUGGGUGGCGGUCACUGAUCCGGUUAGUGGGAGACACUGCGGAGAAAUUUAUGCGCUGGUAGCUCUAGGAACUGCUGAACAAAUUGCGCUGCUUGAAAUGACUCGUGGAAUUCGCACUCAUACUAAUCUUCCUUCUGUUUCUGCACCUGCUGCUGGUGUUGCUGCUGAUAAUCGACAGAGAAAUGAAAGUCCAGCGGUAAAAACUCAAGAAUGUCAAACGGAAAUAACAGUCGACGCAAAACACACUCAAGAAGACCAAAAUAAUCGCGAUGAAGCGGUGAUCCAUACGAUUGUCGACAGACUAGCGCAAGCGCUGAGCGCUCCUAAGACUAUUGUUGAUCAGGGCGCGCAAACGGAGUUCAAAUUUCAAAAUGAACCUCCGCGAGAUAAGGAGAGACAAAAAAUAAUCCACGUCGAGCCGCUGUGUCUCGAUAAUUUAAAUAACUCUCAGAGUUUUUCUGCGGAAAGUUCGACUGAUAGUCCUCAAGAUAAUUUUAAUAUGUCCCGUGAAAUAUUCCGGAGCGUGGGAGUCGGUGCGGAGUUUGAUGAACCUCCUGAUCAGACUCGCUCGUCAAACACUUGUGAUCAUCCGAGUGACAGCGAUGACAAUGUUGCCGGGACUUCUUUCCAUUUGGCAGACAAUCCGUCCCGAGACUACUUGGCGGCUGAUGUAGAUUCUUGUCAUUCUGAUAAAGACGUUUCUAAUGAGAAAGCUUUCAAAGUAAUGGUAGAGAUUGACUGCGCUUUGCACUUGCCAAAAGUCGAAGUAAAUAAUGAGAUUUUGGAGCCGUGUACUUAUGUAACCUUUCAGAAGUUUCGUACCAACGAUACUAAUAGAAUAGAUGCUUACAUGAUCACGAAUGUUUGUCCGUACAGCUCCAGUCCCAAGUACGAGUGGCGUUGUGAGACUAAAUUGCCGACAGAUUUAUUGAUCAAGGAAGAAAAACGAUUGGUUAUGAAGGUAUGGCGCUUGCUGGCACCGGAUGUUAGUAUGAGUAUUAAUUUGGAAAAGGAUAUACUUGUUGGGAUUUCGGCGAUCGAUUUGUCGGUACUGACCUCCGGGUUCCCGACCAUCUCGGGCUGGUAUCACAUCAUGGACUUUGGCGGUAAAUCUAAUGGACAAUUGAAAAUAAGUAUCACUCCGCUAGAGAAUGUUGUGGGACUCGGGAAAUCUGUUACUACGAGACCGGUUUCUGCUUUUAAUUACACCAAUUUGUCGUCACCUUACUCGGAUGAUUUAGCGAAGCAAGAUCACGAGGGUCAAGAGCAGGACAGUGAGGAGGAAGAAGAUCAGAAUCCUGCUGAAAGUCUCCGUUUCCGCUUGAACGAAGUAACCAGCAAAGCAUUUGAAGACCUGGCCCAACAAUUUGACCCAACUGAGCAGGAUUUUGAGUUUGAAGACAACGAAAAUGACAAAGAAAACGACUUGGAUAACAUUAACGUACCGUGGCUAUCACAGCCACCAGCUGUGAGCAACUCAGUAGAUCAUCCUCGCGAUAUAUCCGAACGAACUAUAAACGGCAACGGAACAGAAGCGCGUCCGAGUGGUACCACCAGCACAGUGGAUACCGGUUACUCCUCAGUAUCCAACACCCGUUCUGCAGCUAGUCUCACAAACGGACACUACAAUCCCACUAAAAACCGUCUUCUUCAAUCCAGCACCAACACCAACAUCAACGGAUCAAGUAACGGCAUUAAUGGUAAAGAUUCACGAGUCAAUGCGGAACAUUCCCCCUAUAGGGUUGAAAAUCCUUGUGUAAGAAAUAACAAAACCGCCUGCAGUAAUCCUGGCGUAUUUAACCUAGAUCUGAAUAACUCAAGUGUUCCAUUAACAAACAAUCAAUACAGAGAUAGAGAUACGAAUCAGCCGGUUCGUGGCACACGAAUGCACAUUAAUCAUUUGUUAGACAAAUUAUCACCGCAAAGUCCUAUCGUACCACCUGCAAUCGGGAAUUCUCCUAUGAAGCGCAGUAUAAUGGAUCUAUUAUCCAGCUUGCGUCAUAAUAAUAAUAAUAACAAUAAUAAUUUAUCAAAUAAUGUUAAGUGUAACCGAGAAGUUAAUUUGCGUACAGUACCAACACAGACGGAAAAUUAUACAAGUAAUUCACGAUUAUUUAAUUUAGAUUCUUCCAAGUGGCUGUACCAUGGUCGAGAAAUCGGGAGAGACGAUGCGGAGAUACCUGCUAAAACUCAGAAGCGAGAAAAAAUAUCUACUGUAAUUCGCGAAGAACUUAUUGCUGAUGAUCAAAAUAAUGACACAGUGGAGUAUGAUUUUUUAUCAGCGCAACUUAUGACUUCUAAUGUCCGUCACAUGGGAAGUUUAAAUCCUCUGUUCUACCCGCAUUUAAUUCCAGACGUCCCAAUUUCUGACGGACAGUCUGCAGGGGCAAACAACGACCGCCAGGAAAAUAAUUCAACGAGUCUGAACUCGGGGGAGGCCGACGAAGCCGUGGAGAGACUAGACAAUCGAUAUGUGGAAAGCUUUAACGCCACUAUCAAUAAAAGUCUGAAGAGAUUGAGAGAUCAGGAUGUUAAUUCAUCGCACAAGUCAACAUCGACUAGCGAAAUUGAUCACAUGUCGACGGUCGCUCUUGGAGAUAGUGCUGACGUAGGAUACUUUGGUGCAAUAGAAACUGGCGAAGUGUCUCGCGUGACUCCUUCUGGUGUUUCCGAGAACGUUGAUGGGAAUAUCGACGUGACUGUUAUUCAUAAACCUUGUAAUGAUGAUUUAAUGGCGUGUAAUAGUGUCGGCUCGACUAUUACAACUACUGGGGCGAUGGUUAUUACUCCGAGUACGAUGACUACUGUGGCUAUUACUACCACAAGUACAAGUACUAACACAACUUCUCAACUUUUGUACGAUAAUGACAUGCAAACAGUUAGCGAAAUCAAUGAUAAUACCUCUUUAAACUCAUCCGAAACUUCCGUUUCUGUUAUAUCACGACAAGCUCCUGAUGGUGGAAAUCCAAUUGAAGAUCCUGGUAGAUUUGUUUCCAAGCCAAAUAAUCACGAACAUGACGACUCCUCCUCAGAAAGUUAA
Molecule: messenger RNA, 5130 nt
Organism: Cotesia congregata
Lineage: Eukaryota; Metazoa; Arthropoda; Insecta; Hymenoptera; Braconidae
Source: the annotation of a GenBank genome assembly